CCACCGCAAAGAGGUGGGUCUGGAGCGUCUCCUCGGGUCCUGGAGUGCCUUUCCCUGGAAGGAAAACUUGAGCUCCCGUUGGCGAGCACAUCAGGAAAACUACACUACCUAGAAGGCCGUGCGUUAUGCGUGCGGCGGGAGCUGGGCCAAUGACAGCCUAGGACGGGGACGAUUCCGACGGCCCACGCCGGCGGGGGCGGGACUUCCGGGUUGUUCGCCGGGGACGCCAUUUUCCUCUGCCCUUCUGUCUGAAGGGGUCUGUAGCCACUGAGGGCCCCAGCCGGGACCGCUUUGCAGGUCGCUAGUCAGGACCGAGCAGGGGAGGAGGAUAGGAAUCCCCGCCGCACCUUUGUACGAGCCUGACUGAGCCUGACCGCCUCCAGGGGCUUGCUCCUGGGUCGUCGUGAAGCCGCGGUCUCUCCUCCGCCGCCCUUCAGCCUCGCGGUCGCCAGGGGCGGCGCCCUGGGUCUGGAACGCGGUUGCCACCGAGGAGGCGGCGGCCCCGAGCGCGCCUGGAAGCCCCGGGCGACCGGCCAGGGCCGGGCACAGGUGGGGUCCGUCAAGCCGCCCGGGGGUCCUUUGUCCCAGCUCUGCGGCCCGGGGGGUGACGUGAUGGCGGCAGCGGUGCUGACGGACCGGGCCCAGGUGUCUGUGACCUUUGAUGAUGUGGCUGUGACUUUCACCCAGGAGGAGUGGGGGCAGCUGGACCUAGCUCAGCGCACCCUGUACCAGGAGGUGAUGCUGGAAAACUGUGGGCUCCUGGUGUCUCUGGGGUGUCCUGUUCCCAGACCUGAGCUGAUCUACCACCUAGAACAUGGGCAGGAGCCAUGGACCAGGAAGGAAGACCUCUCCCAAGACACCUGUCCAGGUGACAAAGCAAAACCUGAGAACCCAGAACCUACCACCUGUGAGCUAGCCUUGUCUGAAGAAAUCUCAUUCUGGAGACAACUAACACAAGGAGCUUCAGGGGACUCCCAGUUGGGGCAACCCAAGGAUCAGGAUGGGUUUUCAGAAAUGCAGGGAGAGCACUUGAGACCAGGGUUAGAUUCCCAAAAGGAGAAGCUUCCUGGAAAAAUGAGCCCCAGACAUGAUGGUUUAGGGACAGCUGAUGGUGUGUGUUCAAGGGUUAUACAGGAUCAGGUCUCCUUAGGAGAUGAUGUCCGUGACUGUGACUCUCAUGGAUCAGGUGAAAAUCCAGUGAUUCAGGAAGAGGAGAAUACCUUUAAAUGCAGUGAAUGUGAAAAAGUGUUUAACAAGAAACGUCUGCUUGCUCGGCAUGAGAGGAUUCACUCUGGAGUGAAGCCCUAUGAAUGCACAGAGUGUGGAAAAACCUUUAGCAAGAGUACGUACCUCCUGCAGCACCACAUGGUCCACACUGGGGAGAAGCCCUAUAAGUGCAUGGAGUGUGGAAAGGCUUUUAAUCGGAAGUCACACCUUACCCAGCACCAGCGGAUUCACAGUGGAGAGAAGCCUUACAAGUGCAGUGAAUGCGGAAAGGCCUUCACCCACCGCUCCACUUUCGUCUUGCAUAACAGGAGCCACACUGGAGAAAAACCCUUUGUGUGCAAAGAGUGUGGCAAAGCCUUUCGAGAUAGGCCAGGUUUCAUUCGACACUACAUCAUCCACAGUGGUGAGAAUCCCUACGAGUGCUUUGAAUGUGGCAAGGUCUUCAAACACAGGUCAUACCUCAUGUGGCACCAGCAGACUCACACCGGGGAGAAGCCCUAUGAGUGCAGUGAAUGUGGGAAGGCCUUCUGUGAGAGCGCAGCCCUGAUUCACCACUAUGUCAUCCACACUGGGGAGAAGCCCUUUGAGUGCCUCGAAUGUGGGAAGGCUUUCAACCACCGAUCAUACCUCAAGAGGCACCAGCGGAUUCACACUGGGGAGAAGCCUUAUGUGUGUAAUGAAUGUGGAAAGGCCUUUACCCACUGCUCUACUUUUAUCUUGCAUAAAAGGGCCCACACUGGAGAAAAGCCUUUUGAGUGCAAAGAAUGUGGGAAAGCCUUUAGCAAUAGGGCAGACCUUAUUCGACACUUCAGCAUCCACACUGGAGAGAAGCCCUAUGAGUGCAUGGAGUGUGGAAAGGCCUUCAACCGCAGGUCAGGCCUCACAAGGCACCAGCGGAUUCAUAGUGGAGAGAAGCCCUAUGAAUGCAUUGAGUGUGGGAAAACAUUUUGCUGGAGCACAAACCUCAUUCGACACUCCAUCAUCCACACUGGAGAGAAGCCGUAUGAGUGCAGUGAAUGUGGAAAGGCCUUCAGUCGCAGCUCAUCCCUCACUCAGCAUCAAAGGAUGCAUACUGGGAGAAAUCCUAUCAGUGUAACCGAUGUGGGAAGACCUUUUCCAAGUGGGCAGACCUCAGUCAACAUCCAAGAACUUUUAUUGGGGAAAAACUUUUUGAAUGUCACCACUGAGGAAAAUCUUUUGCAAGAGGAAGCAUCUUACAUGGCAUCUGAUCAUACCUACCAAAGAGAAACCCCACAAGUGUCUUCACUGUGAGAAAACCUUCUGUUGCCAAAUGUCAUUUGUCACCUAAGGAGUCAUAUUAGAAAAUUACACAGCUUAGAGCCUUAUUCUCCAUCUGAAUUCAUCCUGGAAAAACACCCAGUGGUUAUUAUGCACUUAGGAAAACCUUUAGCUCCAUCUUUGUCGUUAGUUUACAGUGCAGUGUUAUCUCAGGAAUUUUUAUAAAAAGAGGUGACAUAGAAAAAAUGAAAUGCAGACACUGCUUCUUUUAUACUGUUGUCUUAUAUGUACGUUUCUGUCCCACGUCAGGAAAGUUAGUAAGGCAAGGUCUGGAAACUGACUGAAUGUCUUUGUUCUGCAACAUUGUCUCUUCUUAAGAAGCAUUGUUUUUAUGAGAAAUAUGAAGGCUUGAGUUAUGAAAUACUUUUAUAUUUAAGGAUUAAAGGAAACAUGAAUGCGCACGUUUUAUUCCACCACUUAAGACUGUUUUAAGUCUUUGAUUUGGAGAGAAAAAAAAUCCUUUUUUAAUGGGUAUUGAACACUUAACACAGAAUUUUUCUUGAUUCCCAUCUGUUGGUUUACUUGAUUGCUAUAGCUGUAUGGUAAAUCUCAAAAUUAGGUAAUGUGAUUUCUUUUUUCUUAUUUUUAUUUAAAAUUCAUUUAGCAUUCCUAGUUUCUUUGACUUUCCAUAUACACUUUAGGAUUGAUUUUUCUGUUUUUCAAAUAUUCUUGCUUGGAUUUUGAUAUAAUUGAGUUACACCUGUAGAUCAAUAUGUUGAGUAUUGGCAUCUUAGCCUUCCAAUUCAUGAACAUGGCAUAUCUUUUCAUUUAUUUAAAUUUUCUUGGAUAUAUUUCAUUACUGUUUUAUAGUUUACACAGUAUAACUCCUGCACAUUUAAAAUAAGAUUUAUAGCUUCAUAGUUUUUUGCGUGAUUAUAAAUGGCAUUGAUUAAAGUUUCAGUUUUCAUAUGAUGUUGGCUAGUAUACAGAAACAUUAUUUUUUCCAUCUUAUUUUGCUGUCUUGCAACUUUCCUAAACUCAUCAUUUCUUGCCAUUUCCUUUGGGAUAAUCCUUAAGAUUUUAAACAUAGAAAUAUCAUUUGCAAUUUGGGACAGUUUUAUUUCUUGCUUCCCAUCUGUACACCUUUUAUUUACUUUUCUCAUGUUAUUGCACUAGGUAGGAUUUCCAGUGUGAUACUGAAUACAAAUAGUGACAAGUUAUCCAUGCCUUGUUCAUGAUAUUAGGGGGGAAAUGUUCGGUUUCUCAUUAAUAUGAUGUUGAAAGUUUCUUCCAAAGAGUUUCUCUAUCAAGUUUAGAAAGUUUCUCUCUAUUCCUAAUUUGCUGGGAUUUUUUAGUUAUUAUUAAUAAGUGUUGAAUUUUGUCACUUGCUUUUUCUCCACUGAUUGAUUUAAUUAUGUCAUGUUACUUCUGUAGUCAGUUGAUGUGUUACCUUGACUGAGUUUUGAGUAUGGAACCAGCCUCACAUCCUUGUGAUAAGCCCUACUUGCUCAUGGAGUAUAAUUUUGUUUGUAUACUAUGCAACAGUAUUUCAUUUGCUAGUAUUUUGUUGAGGAAGCUUCCCUCUAAUUUCAUGAGUGAUAAUCUGUAGUUUUUUUUCCUUCAACUGUUACUGUUUGGUUUUGAUGUCUAGAUGAUAACUAGCCUCCUAACAUGAGUUGGAAGGAAUUAUCUUCUGUUUUUUUGGAAGAUCCUAUGUACAGUCGGUGUUAUUUGUUCCUUUAAUGUUUGGUAGCAUUCUCCAGCAAACAAGUGGGACCUGGAGAUUUUCCUUUUGGAUGCUUUUUAAUUAUGUAUUUAUUUUAUUUAAUAGGUAUAGAACUAUUCAGAGUAUUUCAUAUUGGAUGAAUUUUUAUAGAUUUUCUUAAGGAAGUGUUCAUUUUAUGUAAAUAUUCUCAUUUGUAGCAUUCUUUGAAAUAUUUCCUUUUAGCCUCUUGUUGGCAGCAGGAUCUGUACUUACGUUCCUUGUUGUAUUCUUGAUAUUGAAAAUGUAUCACUUAUUGUCAGUCUUUGUAGACAUGUGUCAAUUUCAUUGAUCAUUUCAAAGAAAUAGCACUUUAUAUCACUGAUUUUUCUCCACUUUCUGUUCUUAAUUUCACUGAUACCUGCUCUGAUCUGUAUUGUAUCCUUCCUUCUACUUGCUUUGGUUGUAUUUGACUCAGUGGUUUCCUGAGGUGGAUGUUUAGGUUAUUGAUUUGAGGCUUUUUUCUUUUUUCAUAUAAGCUUUAAGUUCUAUACAUUUUUCUUACAGUGCUGUUAGUUUCAUCCCACAAGUUUUAAUAUGUUUUUGAUUAUCUUACUCAGUUCUAAGAUUUCCUGAUUCCUUUUGAGACAUCUUCUCUAACCCAUGAAUUAUUUAGAAGUAUAUUGUUUAAUAGUAUUUGGAGUAUUCCCUGCUAUUUGUUACUGAUUUCUAAUUUGUUUUGCAUUUGAUGUUACUGUUUAAAUUUGUUGACUUUUUUUCCUUAUGAUCCAGGAUAUAGGCUAUCUUGUUUUAUAUAGCUGCUUGAAAAGAAUGUGUGUUCUUGGUCAUUGGGUGGAGUUUCUAUAAAUGUUUGUAUGAUCCUGUUAGUUGGUGGUGUUAUUUAGGUCUCCUAUAUCCUUGCUGAUUUUCUGUCUAGUAUUUCUAUCAAUUGCCAAGAGAGGGAUGUUGAAGUCCCGAACUAUAAUUGUGGAAUUAUCUAUUCCUCCUUUAAGUUCUAUCAGUUUUUGCUCCACAUAAUUUAAAGCUCUGUUGUUUGAUAUAUACACAUAUAGGUUUGCUUAGUAGUCUUGCUGUAUUGACCCUUUUAUAACUAAGUAAUGUCCUUUUUUGCUCCUGUUAAUACUCUUAUCAAUUUUUAUCUGAUAUUUGUGUGGUCACUCGUACAUUUUGGGUUAAUGUUUGCAUGAUUUAUACAUUUUCAUCAUUUUUUAAAACCUUAUCUGUAUCACUAUAUUUGGAGUAAGUUUCUUGUGAACAGCAUAUAUGUGGGUUGUGAUUUUAUAUCCAGUUUGCAUAUCUUUUUUUUUUUUUUUUUGAGACGGAGUCUCACUCUGUCGCCCAGGCUGGAGU
This is a messenger RNA of Cercocebus atys (sooty mangabey), 5539 nucleotides long. Its product is annotated as zinc finger protein 805. Bases 613 to 2499 code for a protein of 628 amino acids. Gene Ontology annotation, cellular component: nucleus. Gene Ontology annotation, molecular function: RNA polymerase II cis-regulatory region sequence-specific DNA binding; DNA-binding transcription factor activity, RNA polymerase II-specific. Lineage: Eukaryota; Metazoa; Chordata; Mammalia; Primates; Cercopithecidae. The record is from RefSeq and is a predicted model, not a curated record. The transcript is spliced from 4 exons. Gene Ontology annotation, biological process: negative regulation of transcription by RNA polymerase II; regulation of cytokine production; regulation of immune system process.